Triticum aestivum (bread wheat) is the source of this 2168-nucleotide messenger RNA. RefSeq lists its product as uncharacterized. Gene Ontology annotation, biological process: lactate metabolic process; pyruvate metabolic process. Gene Ontology annotation, molecular function: L-lactate dehydrogenase (NAD+) activity. The record is from RefSeq and is a predicted model, not a curated record. The transcript is spliced from 5 exons. Bases 425 to 1291 code for a protein of 288 amino acids. Lineage: Eukaryota; Viridiplantae; Streptophyta; Magnoliopsida; Poales; Poaceae.
CUCCUCCUUUUCCCCUUUCGCACCCCCCUCCUCAUCUAUCCCUCGUUAACACAGCUGCGCCUCCGUCCUCCUUUCCUCGUCACCACAGCAAAUCAUCUCCCAUGGCGGCGAUCGGGACGAGGCAGGCGCGGCGGCUGCGGGCGGAAGCAGCAAGGGUUGAAGGAAGCGCGGGGAGGGACGGAUGUGGGCGGGGUCGGCGGUUGAGGGCGAGCGCCGGACAGGCAGAGGGAGCGCCUUGGUCGAGGGAAAGCGAGGCUCGUCGGCUGGGCAACAACGAGCGCUGGACAUGUAGAGGAGGCGGUGAGAAGGGGAUGCCAUGGGGGGCUCGGCUUCACCUCUCCCAUCCUUUCUCUUCGGACGCACCCAACCUCUGCCACAAAUCUCUCUCUCUCUCUCGGUUGGGGACAAGGGUUGACGUCAGCUCAUGCUGCCGUCCUCGUGCCUCGGUGUGUCGUGUGUGGCGCCGGGCCUCCCCACGCCAGCCAGCACUCCUCCACCAAUCCCUGCCCCUGAGAUCCGCUGCCGCCACCACUGGCUCCUCGCUGUAGUGCCAGCAGCGGCACACCGCGACGGCGGUAACUCUCGAGAAGGGCGAGGCGGCGGAUGGGGCCGGGACAGUGGCGGGGUUCACUGUCGUGAUGAAGUUCGGCGGGUCGUCGCUGUCGUCGGCCGCACGGAUCCGGGAUGUGGCCGACCUCAUCCUCAGCUUCCCCGAGGAGGCGCCCAUCAUCAUCCUCUCCGCCAUGGGGAAGGCCACCAAUCGAUGAGCUCGCUGUCAUCAAGGAGCUUCAUCUUACGAUCAUUAGUGAGCCAAGAUUGGACAGCUCUAUUGUUUCAGCACGCCGCCGCCUUCCUCCGACGCGUCUGCAUCGUCUCCGGCGCCGACGCCGCCGUCACCAAGAACUACGACCUCGUCAUCGUCACGGCCGGGGCUAGGCAGAUCCCGGGUGAGAACAGGCUCAACCUGCUGCAGACGAACGUUCCCCUAUAUCGCAAGAUCGUGCCGUCUGUGGCCGAGCACUCCCUGGAGGCGCUUCUUCUCGUAGUCUCCACCCGUCGACGUGCUCACCUACGUCGCCUGGAGACUCUCCAGCUUCUCGGCCAGCCGCGUCAUCGGCUGCGGCACCAACCUCGACUCCUACCGCUUCAGGUUCCUUAUCGCCAAAGCACCUCGACGUCAACCAGCAGGACGUGCAGGAUGAUAACAGGUAUAGGCGGGGGUGCCCAUUUGAAUCUCAAGCGUGUAGAGAAAGCAGGGGUACUUUGUUCAGAAGAUUCCAACUAUGAUUGACAACUUGAUAGACAAGACAUUUGCCUGGGAGGAUGAAAGCAAUACACCAUUUCUAUAUGACGCAAUAAGUCACUGAACUAGCUCACCAUGAUUACCAGAAAUCAAGCACACUAGAUCCAAUGCAUUGAAUUUUCAUGCAAAGGUUCAUAUGGUUGCCAUUUUGGAAGAGCAAAAACUUAGGAGAGUACAGAAAGAGGAAGAUAAGAGACGAUACCGGGUAUAAAUUCCACAUCCUCAAGCACUACACUCACAACAGAAGUAUCAGUCUUGUUCACUGACUCUUACCAAAGGACCAGAAGAAUCUGCACAAUCUAUUGCGUAAAGAGAAUGAGAUGAUCUUUGGGUCCAAGUCUGUUCCAAGGAAGACAAGCAGUUUUAACAGGAGGACCAGUGGCCAUAAUCAUGACUUCGAUGCCCCACCGGGUGUUGGCUGACAGUGCCACACCCGAACUUUUGACACCACGCUCGUACUCUGGACGGUACAACAAUUACUUCAAGGAGAAACGGAGGAUGAAGGCGGCCCCAUUCAACUUCUCGGUGGCUUCCAAGGAUGACAACAUGUUAUCCUUUGCCUCCAUUAGGGAGCCUGGUUCUCCUUUGGUUUUGCACUGGGUAUGAUAUUGCCCAACAUUUUGUCAUCCUCUGUUUCUUUUGUCAACGUAUUUUUCUGAUUUUCUGCAAAAGAACAUAUUUUUCUGUUAUUCAACCAUAAGACUGCGGUGGGGUGGCGGGCUGCACCUAUGCCCAUGUUGUCACUGACAAUCCACUUGGUCGUCGCUGACUGGGUAGUUGCCGCACGGGAACUACGUGUUAGAUUACCACUGCGUGCCGUAUGAUGCUCUACUUUUGAAACCUGUCAUCAGUUCCUUUUGAAUUA